AUGUCUAUGAGGUUGAACGACGAUGCCAUGAGGCAGUUUCGGGUGGCCAAGGUGUUUCAGGAGACGGACGAUUACAAGCUCUCUCUGGACUUCUCCUUGGACGGACGACGCCUGCUGUCAUGCGACCGCUCUGCCCUCUCGGUCUUCAGCAGCAUUCGACAGACGGAGCUUUGCCGGCUUCACAUGAGCCACUACCUUCCCAAGGUGGCCUGCUUCACACACCGGGAUACUCGCGUCCUGCACUCCACCUCAAAGCAUAACUUCGCCGUCCGUUGCCUGGAUCUCGAAGCCAAUCGUUGUAUACGAGUUUUCAGUGGUCAUACAAAGAGUGCCCAUACAUUGGCACCUCAGCCCGGGUGCGAUUAUAUGUUCAUCAGCGUGGGACUGGAUGAUCGAGUUUAUAUGUGGGAUUUUCGGACAUCGUCGCACACGUAUCUGAUAAAGAAUCUGAGAGCUCCGCUGUGCGCCUAUGACCCUGCUGGCUUGGUAGUGGCCACCAGCACGGGUACGGAACGUAUUGAGAUCCACGAUGUGCGGAUGCUGGCUGAGAAGCCAUGCUUGAAGUUCGUCUACCAAGUAAACGACAGCGCCAAGUGGACUCAGUUGCAGUUUGCUCCGAAUGGAAAGACCUUGCUGUUAAGCACGGAUCAUUCCUGGUGCUUCAGUGUUUCCGCCUUCGAUGGCUCCUUCCAGCAGUCCUUCACAGGCUAUUCGAACAGGACGAGGGUACCUCUGGAAGCAAGCUAUACGCCGGAUUCGCAGUUCAUCCUUUCUGGAGCGGAUGAGGGCAGGAUUCACAUUUGGCGGGCUGUCGAUGGAUAUCCUGUGGCCGUCCUUAAGGGCAACAAUGUAGGUCCUGUCUCAUGUCUGCGAUUCAGUCCAAAGGCUACCAUGUUCGUGAGCAGCGAUCUGCUGAUCGCUUUCUGGAUGCCCAUGGCCAAUGGGGUUUACGACUGGGAUGAACCCUUGCAUCCGGGGGAAUUGGCUUCCUUCAAAGAAGAGGAGGAGCCAAAGCAGGAUGUUGAAGUUCCCAGGGCCAUACCUAUGCCCAAGCCAAUAGUGGAUAUUGGGAUGACACGAAUGAGAUUAAGAAGAAAAAGAGCUCAAAACGAAAUUCCCAUAGUAGAUCUGACCAUAAACCAAGACAGGGAUUCCAUGGAAGAUGGUGAACUAAGCGAUGACUAAGAUUUGUAGAGAUCUUUUCGUAGAAUAAAUGUAAGGGUUAUCAA
This is a messenger RNA of Drosophila eugracilis, 1229 nucleotides long. RefSeq names its product WD repeat-containing protein 82. Gene Ontology annotation, cellular component: Set1C/COMPASS complex. Gene Ontology annotation, molecular function: protein binding; chromatin binding. The record is from RefSeq and is a predicted model, not a curated record. The transcript has 2 exons. Bases 1 to 1185 code for a protein of 394 amino acids. Lineage: Eukaryota; Metazoa; Arthropoda; Insecta; Diptera; Drosophilidae.